AGGCAGUGGUGGAGUACAGAAGAAAGUGUAUGACAGAAGGCACGGCACUCUGUGUAGACUCGUUGACGUGUGUAUGCGUGUGUGAGCAGACUACUUUCAUUCUGGACACUUAAACAAGGUGGGCACAGAGCAGUAAUGGGAGACUGGGGCUCUCUUGGGAAGCUUUUGGAAAGCGCCCAAGAACACUCCACGGUUGUAGGGAAAGUCUGGCUUACCGUCCUCUUCAUCUUCCGUAUCCUCGUGCUUGGUACUGCUGCAGAGAAGGUUUGGGGUGAUGAGCUGUCUGGCUUCACAUGUGAUACCAAGCAGCCUGGUUGUCAGAAUGUAUGUUAUGACAAAACUUUCCCGAUCUCUCACAUCCGAUUCUGGGUGAUGCAGAUCAUAUUUGUGUCCACUCCAACGCUGAUCUACCUGGGCCACAUCCUUCACCUUGUGCGUAUGGAGCAGAAGCAUAAAUGCAAUCAGCCAAGCGGGACGGACAAACAGGCCCUGAUCAGUACCAAAGCUGGAAAGAGUCCUGUUCGGGAUGAGCAGGGGAAGAUUCGUCUGCAGGGUGUCUUGCUACGCACAUAUGUCUUCAACAUAAUCUUCAAAACACUGUUUGAAGUGGGCUUUAUUGUGGCACAGUACUUCCUGUAUGGAUUUGAGCUGAGACCACUGUACACCUGCAAUAGGUGGCCCUGCCCCAACACCGUCAACUGCUACAUCUCACGACCGACAGAGAAAACCAUCUUCAUAAUUUUCAUGCUAGCCGUGGCCUGCUUGUCUCUGCUUCUCAACCUGGUGGAAAUGUAUCACCUGGGCUUUACCAAGUGCCGACAGGGUCUUCGAUACAGACGCUCUCAUUCCGUCUGUGACACUGAAUCUAAAACAGCCAGUGAGGAAGCCAUGGUUUCUUUUGUGCCAAACUACCCAUAUUUCCCCCCCAACGCUCCUCCCCCUGCCCCCUUCCCCACCGAGCCCCACUUCCACCUCUCAGAACCGGAUGGAACCUUCCCGCCCCAUGGCAGCCGCACUGUCUACAAGCAAAACCGGGAGAACAUGGCUGUAGAGCGCAGUGGCAAGCCUGACGCAGAAGUCAAGACCAGCAAAAACUCAAACUCUGCACCUGGAUCCCUAAACCAGCAACGCAGGCCCAGCCAUUCAAGUCGCUAUAGCAGCAAUAAGACCAGGCUGGAUGACCUCAAAAUCUGAUCAGAAGGACAUUACUGACAUUACAUUACUGACCAGGCCCUUGACUACCAGGGAGCCCUUGACUGCCCGGGGGUGCCCUGGGCUUUAAGGCUGCGCGAUGUAGUUUGGUGAACCGCCCUUGCUUGAAAAUCAGUUCAUCCUUUUGGGCAUGAACAAUGAACCCACCCCUGAUUACAGUUACUGAUUUUCAAAGUUAAUUACUUUUAAGUACAUCACUUGGGUUACACAUAAUUCUAAAAUAAUAUUAUUUAUAUAGAAACCAUUAAAAACAUUUUCAUAUAUACACCUGUUUGUUUUUGUGACAGCUGAAGGCAUAAUGACUGUGAAAAAGGUGGAAAUAGACAUUAUUUUGAAAUCAUUGAGUGGAAAAACAAACUAUUCUCUGAAAAUUGUUUUAGAAAGUAACUUAAUGCAAAGUAAUUUGUAUUGUGAUUAUUUCCCCUAUGAAGUAAUCAGUAAAGUAAUUUGAAUAUAGAUAUAAAUCAUUUGUAGUUUAUUACUAAUUUUGAGCAAUUUAUCCAAUGCUGGUAAUUUCAGCACGCUAGCAUCAUGAAACAAUUAUUGUACAAAUAAUAAUUAUUUUCAACAGAUGGUCUUGACCCAAAUUCAUGCAAAUGGUUAAGCCAAUGUUGCUGUGUCUGUCUGAGCUGAAUGGUCAAACAAAGUAAUGUAUUUAUGGUGCUACAUUGUUUACACUUUUCAGGGAUAUCAUCCUAUAAAUGGCUUCCUUAUAGGUGCCUCUGUAUAAAGCUGGGGCAGAAAAAAUAUUUAACAAAAAACAAAAACAACACACUUCAGUUUUAAAUAUCUUUUACACAACAACCUGACACACACAUACAGUGUCAAAUACCUGUUAUUUUUAUUUUCAUUGAGAUUUUAGAUUAAGAACAGAAUUUCAAAUUGUUCAAAUUGUACAGCUGAAAUGAACCAAAUCUAAUGCACACAUACCAGAAAGCACAUUUGGAAGGUAUGGACUUCAGCUCUGACAAUCUUAACCUGAGGUUCACAGCAUCAUCAGUGUGUGUCUAUAGUCAGUUUAAAACUCUUUAGCCAGAGAUCCACCACUGUAGUAAUUUACUGUCCACACAUUCUCAGCGUGUAAACAUGAUUCAUAUAAACUUAAGUUGUUAUGUGUGUGUGUUCACUUCUUAAAUAAACACUGGAUUCUAUUCUAAGAAGACUGAAACGAGUACCCAGAGACACUCUGUAUAUGCGUGUUCAGAAUGAAACCCGAGACAGUUCUGGCAGACGAAUGGGAAGGAACACUGAUUGGUUAAAUCCAUUUCAUUAGGCAAGAGAGCAGAUUGGCUCAAAAGAGCUGAAUUGGACGAAAACAUCCCAGCAGAUUCUAAAAGUUAAAUUCCACAUACAUUAGAGAGUGUGACAGGGCAAUAAUACACUUUUAUGUUCUCUCUAGCUCUGUUCCAAAACCUAGUGAGCUGCCUUGAUUUCUACAUGGGCAGAUACCUUCUAAAGCUCAUUAUAGAUUACAUGGAACCGUAUAAGUGACUGGUUUGAAAUGCUCUUUUCUGACAACAACUCUGUUAACUGUCAAAUAUUGUCCACACAAAUGUGUCCUCAUGUAAAAUGCAAGAGACUACACUAACGUUCAUAGUUGAUUAAAUAAAGCAUGAUGUUAACAGGUUGCUAAGCUCAAAUGACUUCAUAAUUCAAAAUGCAUUCAAAAUGCUUACAAAUACUGAGUGAAAUGUUGCAUGCUUAAUGAAAGGUAACUAUUUUCUAUCAAUAAUUUAAAUAGGUAUUUUGUAUUUAAAAUUAAAAUGUAAAAAACUAAAAUUUGACUGAGCUUAUUGCAAUCCAUUCUACAUUGGCCUUAUCUGCAAAGGAUACAUAAAAUGUAUUACAUGACUUGUAUUAUACAUCAUACUGUAUGUUAAUGUACCAUAAAGUCUGAUAAGGAUGGGUCUGUUUCCAUUCAAGGUUUUCCCCCUCCAUUAACUCAACAUCUUGUGGCAUUUUCCUUGCCACAAUACACAGAAAUUAUGUGUAUUAUCAAAAAGCACUGUACAAUAAAAAUAACUUGACUUUUAGCACACAUUUUAUGAUGCCUAAAAAUGUUGCCUUGUUUGGUAGCUUACUGUAUUUUGGAACAGAGAAUUUCCCUCACAUUCCAUAAGCCACAUGACUCAUUGAAGGUGCUACCACAGUUUUCAGGGUCAGAGGUCAUGUGAGCUAUGCCAGCGUGACCUUAUUUUUUUUAUGGAUCAUUGUGGAGUCUCUACAGUACAGUCAAUAACCUAGGUAUCUGAAAUGAAAUAUCUUUUCAUGCAGUGUAACA
This is a messenger RNA of Xyrauchen texanus (razorback sucker), 3493 nucleotides long. It is a transcript of the gene gja2, whose product is annotated as gap junction protein, alpha 2. The record is from RefSeq and is a predicted model, not a curated record. Gene Ontology annotation, cellular component: connexin complex. Gene Ontology annotation, biological process: cell communication. Lineage: Eukaryota; Metazoa; Chordata; Actinopteri; Cypriniformes; Catostomidae.